This is a messenger RNA of Sinocyclocheilus anshuiensis, 1557 nucleotides long. RefSeq names its product gastrula zinc finger protein XlCGF8.2DB-like. NCBI's taxonomy places the organism in Eukaryota, Metazoa, Chordata, Actinopteri, Cypriniformes, Cyprinidae. Gene Ontology annotation, cellular component: chromatin; PcG protein complex; transcription regulator complex. Gene Ontology annotation, biological process: regulation of transcription by RNA polymerase II. Gene Ontology annotation, molecular function: DNA-binding transcription factor activity, RNA polymerase II-specific; RNA polymerase II cis-regulatory region sequence-specific DNA binding. The record is from RefSeq and is a predicted model, not a curated record. The coding region runs from base 3 to 1121 and encodes 372 amino acids. The transcript has a single exon.
UGAUGGCAUUGAAAGAGGAGAUUCUGAAUGAAACGGAAGAGAAAGAUCAAAAUGAUCAUGAGCAUGAUUUUCAAACUGAAGAAAAACCAAGUAGUUGCUCACAUGAAAAGACUUCAUCACCAAAAAACACAAAAACACACGCUACAAACCUUAAUUCCCACAUGAAAAUUCAUACUGGAGAGAGACCGUACACCUGCCAACAGUGUGGAGAAAUUUACAAUGGAAAAGAAAGCCUUAAAGUCCACAUGAAAACUCACAUUGAAAAGAACCUGUUGAUAUGCCCUCAGUGUGGAAAGAGUUUUACACAGAAAAGAACCCUUAAUUCCCACAUGAGAACUCACACUGGAGAGAGACCUUACACCUGCAAACUGUGUGGGAACAGUUUCACACGAAAUGGAGAUCUUAAGACUCACAUGAGCACUCACAGUGAAGAGAAGCCAUUUGAAUGUGAUCAGUGUGGAAAGAGUUUUACACUGAAAAAAAACCUAUAUGUCCACAUGAGAAUUCACAAUGGAGAGAAGCCUUACACCUGCCCUCAGUGUGGAAAGAGUUUCUCACGUAAAGAAAACUUCAAGACUCACAUAAGAAGUCACACUGGAGAGAAACCAUACAUAUGCUCUCAGUGUGGAAAGAGUUUCACUGAAAAGGGAACCCUUAAUACCCACAUGAGAAUUCACAUUGGAGAGAAGCCUUUCACCUGCCCUCAGUGUGGAAAGUGUUUCACGAUUAAAGGAAACCUAAACACUCACAUGCGGAUUCACACUGGAGAGAAGCCAUUCACAUGUGAUCAGUGUGGAAAGAGUUUCAGACAUAAUGUAAACCUUAACAAUCACAUGAAGAUUCACUCAAGAGAGAAGAGUUUUAAAUGUCAUCAGUGCAAAAGGAGUUUCACAGACACAAAUCAUCUUAAGAAUCAUGUUAAAAUUCACAUCGGAAAAAAGCCUUUCAUGUGCCAUCACUGCGGAAAGAGUUUCUCAAAAGGAGGACACCUCAAGGCUCACUUGAGAAUUCACACUGGAGAGAAACCUUUCACCUGCGAACAGUGUGGAAAGAGUUUCAGUCAGAAAAUAACCCUUCAGCUUCACAUGAGAGUUCACACUGGAGUGUCUUUAGUGUCUUGAGUGUGAGAAGAGUUUCACGUCAAAACCUGAAAUGGCAUUUGCAAACUCAUUCUGGGAAGAAAUUCCUGUUAAGAGUGACAAGAGGUUUAGAAAAAGGAGUAAUUUCUACAAUAAUCUGCGCAUUCAUUCUGGAAGACAAUUCAGUUGUCAGUGAAAUAAAAACAUUUGUUUACCAUCACAAUUACAGAAACAUGUGAAAAGUCAUGGAAAUGUGAGACCCUGUUUAUGUUCUUUGUUAAAGAGUAUGACAAGAAAAAAUGUGGGCUACAUCUGAUUGUCAUCUUCUUGGCUAUUCUUUUACUUUUAUUUGCAUCCUUCAUCUCUUUAUAUUUCACCAUAAGGCUUUUGGUGGAGUUGUCACUCAAUUCCAUGUAUUGAUUCCUCCGAAUUAAAAUGUUAUGUUGUGUUCAAAUCUGCAUACUAUUACACUACUCAG